This is a messenger RNA of Oppiella nova, 657 nucleotides long. NCBI's taxonomy places the organism in Eukaryota, Metazoa, Arthropoda, Arachnida, Sarcoptiformes, Oppiidae. The record is from the annotation of a GenBank genome assembly.
GACAUAGACGUGGAUGUGAUGGCUAUUGUCAACGACACAACCGGCACAUUGAUGUCGUGUGCGUUAAAGAACAGGGAGUGUAGGGUCGGCCUUAUUAUCGGCACGGGAGCCAAUGCUUGCUAUAUGGAGACACUGGAGAACGUGGAGAUGUUUAGCGAUGACUUCCCUGAUGUGAAUCAAGUGGUGGUUAAUACAGAAUUGGGUGCUUUCGGUGACAAUCGGAUCCUUAACUUCAUUCGCACGAAAUGGGACGAUGAGGUCGACAGCAUUUCCCUCAAUAGAGGCAAACAAUUGUUUGAAAAGAUGAUAUCAGGCAUGUACCUGGGUGAAACUGUUCGCUGCGUUUUGGUAGAUCUGUGCAAAAGGGGAUUCAUAUUCGAGGGCGAGGGAUCAAAUAAAUUAUUCACUUCAAAGGCAUUUCAAACGGCAUACAUAUCUGCCAUAGAAUCGGACAAAGAAAACGAAUACCUAUUCACUCGGCAAGUGAUGUCUGCCAUGGACUUGAGGGAUGCCUCCCUCGAUGACUGUGAUGUGGUUAAACUGGUGUGCAAAAGGGUGUCCACUCGUGCGGCACAUCUGGUGUCGGCAGCCGUGGCGACCAUAUUGAACAAAAUGAAGAGACCGCACACCACAGUGGGAGUGGACGGAUCGGUAUAC